UCCAGCGGAGUGAACAAAAAUCGUUGAAAAUCUUUCUUCAGGCAGAUGAUAUUCGUCUGAACGACCAACGACGACGAAACGAAAGACGACGCGAUGACUGCGACGGUGACGGCUACGAAGACAACGACGACGACGUAACAAAAGAAAACAAAGGGCACGUUAUACAUAAAAACAUUCGGAAACAUAUCGACUGCGGAUCAGGGUUUCCUCCGCCGCAUCGGGUUGGCUGUCGAAGUGUCGAUGUCGGGGACCUUAUGUACACACACUUACGCCGCGGAGGCUGUUCCCUGCUUUCCACCCCUGUUUAUGAAUAUGAACCUAGUGCGACACACGACACAAAAUUUAAAGGAAACAACGCACUACACGUUCAUGUCCCGCGAAACAUUGAUGUCGUGAACGCUGCGCUGUCAUUGUCGCUGGAUUCAUUCUAAACCGUUAACGAAUCGAUAAAAUAUAAUAUUUGUAUCGUCUGAUCCUUGUCGCCCGGCGGCGGUUAUUUUUCCUUGUUUAUUUUUCGUUCAAUUUUAUUAAAUUGUGAAUGUUUAAUAAAUAUAUUUGUGUAAAUAUCUAACUGAUAUCGGUAAUUUAUUGAUAAUUGCAAGUGCUAUAAUUAUAAUAAACACUUCCAUAAAUGUGACAAGUAAAAGAGUUUCCAUUUUACAUAAUAUAUUAAAAACCUAAUUGGAGAUUCAAUAAGAAGUUCUUGAAGAAUUCAAAUAAGGAUAAGACCUAAUCAAAAAGUUCCAACUAAGAAGGUCUUGCGAAAACGUGUGCAAUGAAGGAGAAAAGUAAAAACGCUGCAAGGACCCGACGUGAAAAGGAAAAUGCCGAAUUCUUCGAAUUGGCCAAAUUACUUCCAUUGCCAAGUGCAAUCACAUCGCAAUUGGACAAGGCGUCCAUCAUAAGAUUAACAACAUCCUACCUUAAAAUGCGACAAGUUUUUCCGGAUGGACUCGGAGAAGCUUGGGGUUCUUCACAGCCAAUGCAGAGAGGAGCAGCUAUAAAAGAACUUGGCUCACAUCUACUUCAGACUUUAGAUGGUUUUAUAUUUGUAGUGGCACCUGAUGGAAAAAUUAUGUACAUAUCUGAGACAGCGUCGGUGCACUUGGGAUUAAGUCAGGUUGAAUUAACCGGAAAUUCAAUAUACGAAUAUAUUCAUAAUUUCGAUCAAGAUGAAAUGAAUGCGAUAUUAUCCCUUCGACCUGAUAUGUACCAAAAUCCAGAUGUUUUUAUAAAUUCACUAAAUUUACCAACCAAUACUCCAAAUCCUUACGUUUCUGGUGGACAAGGUGAACGAGGUUCUUAUACAAUUGAAAUAGAAAAAACAUUUUUCCUACGAAUGAAAUGUGUUUUAGCUAAGAGAAAUGCUGGACUGACAUCUUCUGGAUUUAAGGUAAUACACUGUUCUGGAUACCUGAAAGCGAGAAUAUUUCCUGACUAUGGAGAUGGUCAAAGGUGUAUACAAAAUUUAGGAUUAGUUGCUGUUGGUCAUUCACUGCCAUCAUCAGCGAUAACCGAAAUUAAAUUACAUCAAAAUAUGUUUAUGUUCCGAGCCAGUAUGGACUUGAAGUUGAUUUUCUUGGAUGCAAGAGUAUCUCAACUAACAGGAUACGAGCCCCAGGAUUUAAUAGAAAAAACUCUUUAUCAAUAUAUUCAUGUUGCCGAUGCCUUGCCUAUGAGAUGUUCUCAUCAAAUACUGAUGUUUAAAGGACAAGUUACCACCAAAUAUUACCGAUUCCUUACAAAAGGAGGAGGGUGGGUUUGGGUGCAAUCGUACGCCACUGUUGUGCACAACACUCGCUCAUCUCGGCCGCACUGUAUUGUGAGUGUGAAUUACGUACUUAGUGAGCUGGAAGCGAAGGAGUUCGUUUUGAAUGAGAUUCAAGGAGCUGUUAAAAGUGAACCACUUACCCCGGUGAUUUCGUCACAUGUGGUCCAUUCGACGACACCGGCAACAGUGGGGACUCCUACCGCCAUCACUCCCACUGUUACCUCAAAGGUCGAACAAUGCUUCCAGUCCCGACUGUCACAAGGAAGUUUCGACUAUGCCCAGGUCUACCCUACACCUGUGCACGAUGUCACAUCCAGCAUAAACCAAAGUAUUCAAUUCGCCGACACCACUAGUAGCAAUAGCAACUACUACAACAAUCAUUACUACUACGACUCCGUUGACGCCAAUAUUAUCCGACCGUUUUCGGCGAAUUCGAGCAGUUGUAGCAGCAGUUCCGAGAGUGAACGUCAAAUGUCAACCGGAAAUGCAUCCAUUAUCAACGAUACAUCCCCGCACACCACCUACAGUGAUCUAAGCCACAACUUCGAGCUCAACUACUUCUCGGACAACAGUUCAAAUCCCCACCACAACCAUCAUCAUCAUCAUCACCACCAGCAUCCACAUUCGCAGCAAAGUAAUCAUCACAAUGGCGACUUACAGUCCAAUCAUCACAAUCACGCCCCACAUCACUCCCAACAGCAUCAUCCUGUCGAAAGUACGUUUAGUGAUACCUUUAAAAAUGUCAAUGUCAACCCGCCACAAUACACAAGCGUGAUCGUAGAACCGCAACAUUUUAUAGCUAAUGAGUUUGUUCACUAGGAUUUUAUAGGAAGUUAUAGGAUAAGGCUUAAAGCAAAGCAGGGAUUCGUCUAAUCAAAAAAUCAAAUCCACAAGACGCUAAUAUCGUUUUUUUUAAUUUUUUGUAACAGAAGACCGAAAUUACUUAAGUUAAUUUCUUUUGGUUUCUCGUUACAUCGAUUUAUUUCUAGAUACAUACACAUAUACAUAUGCACACAUACAUAUAUGAACAAAUUGUAAACUAACACAUUUAAUUAUAAGUAUUUAUAAUUAUAAUUUAGUAGUUUUAACCUCAUACGCACGUUGUCAUUUAUAUUAUUAUUAAUAAUAUAAAAUAAAAUAUACUUUAAGAAUAAAAUUGUUAAAACAA
Messenger RNA from Eupeodes corollae, 2939 nucleotides. It is a transcript of the gene sim, whose product is annotated as protein single-minded. Bases 776 to 2590 code for a protein of 604 amino acids. The transcript has 9 exons. NCBI's taxonomy places the organism in Eukaryota, Metazoa, Arthropoda, Insecta, Diptera, Syrphidae. Gene Ontology annotation, cellular component: nucleus; cytoplasm; transcription regulator complex. Gene Ontology annotation, molecular function: DNA-binding transcription factor activity, RNA polymerase II-specific; RNA polymerase II transcription regulatory region sequence-specific DNA binding; protein dimerization activity. Gene Ontology annotation, biological process: regulation of transcription by RNA polymerase II. The record is from RefSeq and is a predicted model, not a curated record.